Molecule: messenger RNA, 1839 nt
Organism: Fusarium odoratissimum NRRL 54006
Lineage: Eukaryota; Fungi; Ascomycota; Sordariomycetes; Hypocreales; Nectriaceae
Exons: 11
Coding region: 1-1839 (612 amino acids)
Molecular function (GO): methyltransferase activity
Source: RefSeq, a predicted model, not a curated record
AUGCCGAUGGGAAGACCCAAGAAGAGGAAGAUAGCCUCCGAGAAUGAGGCCCAGGAGAGCAGUGCGAGUAGAACUUCGCCGUCGACUUUGGCGAUGAGUAUUGGAAGUGACACUGGUAGUGACAUGGGGAGAAGAGCGAGCUUUGAUCCGUGCCAACAUAUGUCUGAAGAUACACCGUUGGAUUUGAUACCUCUUGGAAACGAGACAAAUGUUGACCCGAAAUUAUUGGCAUUUGAAUCCGACCCAGGCCAACAGACUUGCGCCUGUCUCGCAAGCUUAUACUUGUCACUAGAAGAAGUUCGGAAAGCAGAUGAUUUGCCCUUCCCAGCACGGUUAUCCGUUCUGCGGCAUUUGACGACAACAGCAGCAGGGAUCAUACAGUGUCAGGUAUGUCCAACGAAGUUUCUAUGGGCAAUGCAGAAUGCUCAACUCCUCAACACGCUUAUUAUAUCUUUGGCGGAAGGAUAUAAAAAGAUCGUGAAGUCAGUUGAGGACGAAACGAAACGAGCCCAGGAUGCCAGGGAAUCAAAAGAACUAUACAUAAGCGAAGGCCAAAAGCUAGAGGCACCGUCGCAAAACGACGCGUUAGGAUUCUCGCUGAGUCUGGACCCUCGGGAUUGGAAAAGCAUCGCCAACAAAGCAAUCAAAUCCGAACUUUUUGGUACACCACAUUCGAGCUCCAUGUCUUUUGUGGCGAUGUUGCAGUUGAUGGAGGAUAGACAGAACUUAUGGCAUUCCGGAACGAGUCAUGUACCGCCGGGUAUAGGACAUCGGUUGGCACAUCAGAUGCAUGAUAAGGAUCCGCAUUCUCAGGCUGUUACCGAUGUUUCUGGUCUUCUUCCUCCUGAGCAUUGGGCUGAGGUAGCUGAGGAGUUGGGUGAUACGGAUUCUGCUCUGGGAGAUGAUACUGCCGAGUCGACGGCGUCCAUCACGUCAAGUAUUCUGCAGUAUAGGAAUAUCAAUGGGAGAACGUACCAUCGUGAUAUUGGAAACGCGCAAUACUGGGGGACCAAUGAUGAGAAGCAGAAUGAGUCGAUGGACAUCAAUCAUCAUGUUUUGACGCUGGUUUUGGACGGUGCGCUGUAUCUUGCGCCUAUUCCCAAAGAUAUCAAGAAUGCUAUCGAUAUCGGUACAGGGACAGGUAUCUGGGCUAUAGAUUUUGCGGAUAGCUUCCCAGACGCACAGGUUAUAGGUACUGACGUUUCGCCAAUCCAACCGGGCUGGAUACCUCCUAACCUGCGAUUCGAUAUUGAAGACUGCACUCAAGAGUGGACGUUCGCUCCCAACUCGCAAGACUACAUCCACUUUCGUUGGCUGGUCGGCAGCAUCGUCGACUGGGACCAGCUCUUCAAAGAAGCAUAUAGAUGUCUCAAGCCGGGUGGUUAUAUUGAAAGCCACGAAGCUCUCUCAAGAAUGGACUGCGAGGACGGGACUAUCACCGAGAAGAGUGCUAUGCACCAGUGGGGAAAGUUCUUUGUUGAAGGCGGGAAGAAGAUCGGCCGUUCGUUCACAAUCGUUGAGGAUGGAGUGCAGAGAUCUGCUAUGGAGAAGGCCGGGUUUGUUAAUCUUGUGGAACGGGAUUUCAAGGUGCCUAUCGGGGGUUGGCCGAAGGAUCCGAAGAUGAAAGAAAUUGGCAAGUAUGCACAAGCUACUCUUGAGCAGGAUAUCGAGGGUUAUGUGUUGUUCAUGGCCAACACAGUGGAGGGCUGGACGAAAGAGGAGGUUGAGGUGUACAUAUCGAUGCUGAGAAGGGAACUGAGGCAGGGAAACAUGCAUCCUUAUUAUUGGCAGAAGGUUGUCUGGGCCCAAAAGCCAAAAAAAGUAAGGCAAUUUAGUUAG